AUGGCAUCACAUCUCUCCACUGGGCGGGGCAUGUCCCUGGCAGAGCUACCCAAAUCUCACGUAUUCACAUCACGUCUACCGCCGGACCCGGCCUUUGAGACCCCCGAGGCCUCCCAUAAAGCACCACGGGAAACACUGGGCCCUCGCAUGGUGAAGGGCGCUUUAUAUACCUUCGUCCGCCCGGAACCAAGCGAGGACCCAGAGCUACUCGGGGUGAGCCCUCGAGCAUUGGAAGACCUGGGAUUACAGCCCGGGGAAGCAGAGACGCCGAAAUUCAAGGCUCUGGUGUCUGGCAACGAAAUAUUCUGGAACGAGGAAGAAGGGGGAAUCUAUCCCUGGGCUCAAUGCUACGGCGGCUGGCAAUUUGGCUCAUGGGCAGGACAACUGGGCGAUGGACGCGCAAUCAGUCUCUUCGAGUGCACAAAUCCGCAAACCAACAAGAGAUAUGAAUUGCAAUUGAAGGGAGCCGGCAAAACUCCGUAUUCGCGAUUUGCAGACGGCAAAGCUGUCCUUCGAUCAAGCAUCCGUGAAUACGUUGUUUCCGAAGCUCUCAAUGCACUUGGAAUCCCGACCACCCGAGCAUUAUCCCUUUCGUUACUUCCGAAGGAAAAGGUCUUGCGAGAACGUAUUGAGCCUGGUGCGAUUGUUGCCCGCUUUGCAGAGAGUUGGCUUCGGAUCGGCACGUUCGAUAUCCUGCGGGCAAGAGGUGACCGCGACCUGAUUCGAAAGCUCGCUACCUAUGUCGCAGAGGACGUUUUCGGCGGAUGGGAAAACCUCCCUGCAGCUGUCUCCGUGCGUGAGGGUCAGUCAGACCGUGAGAUUGACCACCCUCAGCGUGGCGUCGCCCGCGAUGAGAUCCAGCAACACCAAGGGGUGGAUGAAAAUCGAUUUGCCAGGCUUUACCGUGAGAUUGCGCGACGUAACGCGAAGACAGUUGCCGCCUGGCAAGCUUAUGGUUUCAUGAACGGUGUGCUGAAUACCGAUAAUACUUCGAUCUACGGGUUGUCCUUGGACUACGGUCCAUUUGCCUUCAUGGAUACUUUCGACCCUCAGUAUACCCCAAACCAUGACGACCAUAUGCUACGGUAUGCAUAUCGUAAUCAGCCUAGUGUAAUAUGGUGGAACCUCGUGAGACUAGGUGAAUCUUUCGGAGAACUGCUCGGUGCUGGCAAAAAGGUCGACGAUGAAAGCUUCAUCAAGGACGGCGUGACAGAGGAGAUGGAGCCGGAACUGGUCAAACUGGCCGAGACGGUAAUUGAUCGAACCGGUGAAGAGUUCAAGGUGGUCUUUCUCAACGAAUACAAGCGUUUGAUGUCUCAACGGCUAGGGCUCACAACUCAGCAAGACUCCGAUUUUCAGACUCUGUUUUCAGAAUUGCUUGAUACCAUGGAAGCCUUGGAAUUGGACUUCAACCACUUUUUCCGGCGCCUGUCAGGACUCAACAUAUCUGAUUUGGAGACUGAUGCACAGAGGACACAAGCCGCCGGCAUUUUUUUCCAUGGGGAGGGAUUUGGUGGCGUCGGAGAAACCGAUGCGUCUGCCAGAGAUCGCAUUGCUAAAUGGUUGAACAGAUGGCAAGAUCGGGUGCAACAAGACUGGGGACCUGAUAAAGAUGGAGAAAGGCAGAACGCUAUGAAGGCUGUCAAUCCAAAGUUCAUCCCUCGAGGCUGGAUUCUGGAUGAGGUGAUUGAGCGUGUAGAGCGCAAGGGAGAUCGAGAUAUACUAGGGCGAAUAAUGGACAUGAGCCUCAAUCCAUUCAAUGAGCAAUGGGGACAUUCGGAGGAAGAAGAGGAACGUUUCUGUGGCAACGUUCCCAAGUACAAAAAGGCAAUGAUGUGCAGCUGUAGCUCGUGA
Molecule: messenger RNA, 1854 nt
Organism: Penicillium chermesinum
Lineage: Eukaryota; Fungi; Ascomycota; Eurotiomycetes; Eurotiales; Aspergillaceae
Exons: 5
Coding region: 1-1854 (617 amino acids)
Source: RefSeq, a predicted model, not a curated record